Trypanosoma rangeli is the source of this 1557-nucleotide messenger RNA. RefSeq names its product actin interacting protein-like protein. The transcript has a single exon. Gene Ontology annotation, molecular function: FAD binding; catalytic activity. Gene Ontology annotation, cellular component: mitochondrion. The coding region runs from base 1 to 1557 and encodes 518 amino acids. NCBI's taxonomy places the organism in Eukaryota, Euglenozoa, Kinetoplastea, Trypanosomatida, Trypanosomatidae. The record is from RefSeq and is a predicted model, not a curated record.
AUGGGUGUUCUUACCGAGGCGCGUCAGCGGGCAGCGCACUACGCCGCCCGGAAUCCCUUGUUUGCAAAGGUCAAUGAGAAACACCUGGAAUACUUUAACAAUGUACUUAGGAAGCUAUGUGUGGCGAAGCAAACCCCAGGGAGGAUGCUGACAGACCCCGAUAGAAUUGCCGCCUUUAAUAGGGAUUGGAUGAACCAGGUGGAGGGGGAAUGCCCCGUAGUGCUUCUGCCAACCUCGACGCAGCAGGUAGCGGCCAUCGUAGGCUACUGUCAAGCUGAAAAAAUUGGGAUUGUCCCACAGGGUGGGAACACAGGGUUGGUGUAUGGUUCCUCCGCACUUCAUGACGAGGUCAUCCUGAGCCUAAAGGAAAUGAACGCCGAGCCUGUUGUCUCACCAGAGACCAUGUCUGCAGAAGCGGAGGCGGGUGUCACUCUUGAGCAUUUGCAAGAAGCGGCAAAGGCCCGUGCUCUUCUUGUGCCUAUUACAAUGGGCUCCAAAGGGAGCGCAGAAAUUGGUGGUGUUGUGAGCACAAACGCCGGUGGUAUACAUUUUGCUCGCUAUGGAUCUAUGCACGCCAAUGUGCUGGGUCUUGAGGUGGUGACGGCUCAAGGCGAAGUGUUGGACAUGAUGUCUACCCUUCGCAAGGAUAAUGCUGGGUAUGACCUGAAACACCUUUUUAUUGGGAGUGAGGGUACACUUGGGGUGGUGACGCGUGCCAGUUUGAAGCUUUACCCCUUUCCACGCUCCACCCAGCUGGCCUUGUUUCGUCUCUCAACCUUCAAGUCCGUGCUGGAGCUUUACCAUUUGGCGCAGGAGCACCUCGCUGAAUGUCUCUCAGCCUUUGAGGUUUUGGACGGAGAGUCCCUCAUCCUCACCCCGCAGCGGGAGUUGCCCUUUACGCAAACCAGCAAGAAUGACGUGUUCCGCGCCGGCCAAGACUUUACCAGCGCCUACUUCUGCGUUCUGGUAGAGACAAACGGCAGUGACGCAGGGCACGACCUGGAGAAACUCUCUCGCUUCGUGGAGGCUGCGGAGGGUAGCCCUUUCUGUGCCUCAAAAGGUGGCCUUGGGGGCGCCUUCGAGCCCAUCCUCUCCCAGUCGCUGGCACAAACGGUGCAACUGUGGAAGGUGCGUGAGGAGGCUCCUGUGAGACUUGCCAGCGCCGGAAUCACCUACAAAUUUGAUGUCAGUUUCCCGCUCGACAAGUUUUACGGCAUCGUGGAACACGUCCGUGAGCUGGUGUACAAGGAUGGCAAGUUUGACCCCGAGGAGGUUCUGGUUGUUGGCUACGGCCACUUUGGGGACGGCAAUAUUCACCUCAACGUUGUGGAUCGAACGCGAAAACAAAGUGACGCGCUGGAUGCCGUCUUGUUUCCGGCUGUUUAUGAGUUUUGCGCGGCCCACGGUGGCUCCAUCUCGGCAGAGCACGGGGUCGGAGUGCAGAAGAAGGCCUACCUCGGCCUCUCGCGGAAGCCGGAGGUCAUUGCGUUGAUGCGAAGCCUGAAGCAGAUUAUGGACCCGAAUGGAAUCCUUAAUCCCUACAAGGUUCUUCAGUGA